Messenger RNA from Parnassius apollo (apollo), 3450 nucleotides. The record is from the annotation of a GenBank genome assembly. Lineage: Eukaryota; Metazoa; Arthropoda; Insecta; Lepidoptera; Papilionidae.
AUGAGUAGUGGAGAGCCAACGCUGAUGGAGUCGCCGGUGCCGCUGGCGCUCGCGAGGCUGGCGACAAGGCCCGGGCGCGCGCCUCGCGGCAUGCGCGCCCACCGCCCCAGCCUCACGCUCGCUAGCCUGCAGGAAGCCGCCGACGAAACCCCGCGCCGCUACAGCAAGGAAUCCUUAGCACCAGAUACCGAUGACGACGAACCAUUCUACGAUGCAAUCGUCCAAAGCAAAUCGUUUAAGACGGCGUCGAAUGGACGCAGAGCUUCCGAAGCUGCAUUCGCCGAACGAUACAGAAAACUGAACGACUUUGACGGCCCACCGCCCGAGGUGCCCCGCCGAGCAUCCCUGGCCGUGCCCGUCGGCGACGGAUUCGGGCCCAGUGACAAAGGCAGGAGACGCUCUUGGGCGGCGAAGCUGCAACUUGAGCGCAAGAAAAGAAGAAAAUCAGGCGACAACGACACCGACGACGACGAGAACGAUGCUCCGGUUUAUAUAAGGCAGAAGAGGCCGUCCUGGUGGAACGUCUUCGUACCUGAUAAUAUGCUAAAAAAUAGGUCUAGACGCGCUUCGCAGCAGCUGUCGAGGAGUGCUGAGAGCAUCGAUCACUCUUACAAGAGGUCGAAGAGUCGGUCCGUGGACCAUGGCUUGGCUGCGCCGGUCGACUUGGAAACGCUUCGCUCCAAAGUCGAGAGCCGGUUCGACGCCGUUCAUAAAGAUGAAGAUGAACAAAUAAAGAGGCUGCCCCCUCAGCCCCCCAUAAAGACAAUGACGUAUACGGUUCGUGACCGUGACACGCUAACGUCAGUGGCGGCGCACUUCGACACCACGCCUUCGGAGCUAGCCAAACUGAACCGGCUCGCGACCCAGUUCGUCUUCCCCGGGCAGACGUUGCUCGUGCCCGACAAGAGGAAAGAUGGCGAUAAGGAUUCAGAUGGUCCUUCGGAAAGUGGUGAUAACACCUCUGAGUCUACACAAGGCGCUACCAGCGAACCGGCACAGGAAAAAGAGAUCCUAGACAGCCUGCGACCGGUGUCACCCGAGGCGCCCGCUAGCAGCAAUGCCCCGCAACGAUUCCUCAAGAUAAAUGUGCGCCAUAUUACCGAUGGACAGGGUGUGGUAUCGGGUGUGCUGCUGGUCACGCCGAACGCGGUGAUGUUCGACCCGAACGUGUCGGACGUACUAGUGAUGGAGCACGGACCGGAGUCGUACGGUGUGAUCGCACCCAUGGAGUACGUUGUCAACGCAGCGAUAUUCUACGAUAUCGCGCACAUGCGCACCCACGGACCCGACCAUAACGCGCAAAAGGCAGAACAGGCUGAAAUUUACUACAUGAAUAAAUCGGAACAUUCACCGGGAAAGGACUCACUUCUAGUCAAAGACGAGACGUUUCCUGAACUACAGGCAGCGGGCGGCGAAGGCGAAGAGAGCGCCGCGGGAGAGGAGCGGCCCGGCUCCGGAGAUGUCGAGGACCGCGGUGGCGCCGCCUUCCCCAAGGCUUUCGACAGGGAUCUCGUCACACCUACCGCUCUACAGCAACAAACAACAGAAGAUAGGCGGAAAUCGUUGCUGGAUCACCACUGGGCUAUACCUAGCAGAGAUCGAAUGUCAAUUGAUCAAGGAAGCGAAGUAUCCUCGAACGCAGACCAAGGCAAAGACGAGAGUCUGGAGGCAUGCGUGGGGUCGAGUGAGCGCGCCGAGAGUGCGGCGGGUGACGUCGGCGAGAGGGAAAGGGAGGGCGAAGUGGUCGAUCGCGGGCAGGGAGAGGGAGGGGAGGACGAGGCUCCGAGAGAUGCCGCACGUCACCUCGUUAAACUCUCGUACCACGAUUCCGGGAUCGACAUCCGUGAACCGCUUCUGCAUGUCACCCCCGUAAACUCUAAAAAGGUAUAUAGCGACGCGGACAUAGUGCUUUCAGCGGAUUGGGUUCCUCCAGUGUGUUUGCCUCGUACCGAACCCCCGCUAUCAGCCCCGCCCCUGGGAGAAAACGAUAGGACACCACGUAAACCCGCAGCAGUCUCUUUCUCGCUUGAUGGCAGUAACCAAAAAGAAGAUAUUGGAAAACCGGAUAAGAAAAACAAGAUGCUGAAGAGGCUUUCCUACCCACUGUCGUGGGUGGAAGGACUAACAGGAGAAGGAGCCACGGGAGCAACGCACGGCUCCCAGAGCGACUCGCUUCCGACCUCAGCUGAUAGUCACAACACUAGCGUCUUCUCUAAAGUGUUUAACAGACGCAGUUCGUUGGGAGGCUUCGCCCGUUCUCAUACUAAAUCGACUUCGUCAAGUGGCUCAACACAUCCGAGACUUGAUUACCGCAGCAUGGUAUCCGUCGACGAUAUGCCCGAUCUCUUCGCUUCUUUUGAUAAGCUGAUCCCGCGGCCGGCGCGGCCGAGCGACGACCCGCCGCUGUACCUGCGGCUGCGCAUGGGCAAGCCGGCCGGCCGCCCGCUGCCGCGCUCCACGCAGCUCAUGUCGUACGGCCGUAAGCGCAUGAAGCCCGAGUACUGGUUCGGCAUACCGAGGAACAGGGUGGAUGAUCUAUACAAGUUCCUGACUCACUGGGUGCCAAACCGUUACGGGCCGCUUGGAGACGUGGCCGCGCAAGGAUACGAACUGAUCGAUAGCGAUACCGAAUGGGACGAUGAAGACACGAAACCUGGAGUCAAGGGCGAACGCACCGACAGCACGGGCGAUGUAUCAGACAUUACGAGGGAAUCGUGGGAGGUGUUGUCGAUGAGCGAUGAGCUGCGGCGCGCGUUGUAUUCUUCGGGCGCAUCUGUCGACAUGGAGUUUUCGCCACCAGACCUCAUCGGCACUUCGGAGAUAUUCACUAUGGAACACAGAGAGAAGUUGUGCAGCGUGCUACCGGCGCGCGCCCAGGGCUACAUGUGGUCGUUGGCGUUCAGCACCAGUCAGCACGGCUUCUCGCUCGCUUCCAUGUACCGCAAGAUGCAGCACGUCGACAGCCCCGUACUCCUCGUCAUACAGGACACCCAAGAGAACGUAUUCGGAGCCCUUACAUCGUGCGCUCUUCGACCGUCCGAGCACUUCUAUGGCACGGGCGAGUCGCUACUGUUCUCAUUCCAACGUGUGAGGGAAGACGCCAGGCGGCAUUCACAACCAGCACCUGACGACAGUAAAGACAAGGACGAUACGAAGGAACAAGUGAAGAAGGACGAAAAAGAUGUGAAAAAGGAUGAAAAGGAUGCAGACCAACCAGCGUUAGUAAAAACGAAGUUCAAGUACUGGGGCUGGACCGGUGACAACAUGUACUUCAUACGAGGCAGCAACGACAAUAUAUCCAUUGGCGCCGGCGACGGCAAAUUCGGUCUUUGGUUGGACGGUGACUUGUAUCAGGGCCGCACGCAGCGUUGCACCACGUACGGCAACGAACCAUUGACGACCAGCGAAGAUUUCAUCGUCAAGAUCAUGGAGUGCUGGACCUUCAUCUGA